AUGUGGACCAUAUGGGGCCCAGCCUCCCAGCCUCCCAGCCUCCCACCCUCUGAGCCUCCCAGCCUCCCUGCCUCCCACCCUCUGAGCCUCCCAGCCUCCCACCCUCCGAGCCUCCCACCCUCCCAGUCUCCCACCCUCCCACCCUCCCACCCUCCUAGUCUCCCACCCUCCCACCCUCCCACCCUCCCAGUCUCCCACCCUCCCACCCUCCCACCUUCCCACUCUCCCACCCUCCCACCCUCCCAGUCCUCCCACCCUCCCACCCUCCCACCCUCCCAGUCUCCCACCCUCCCACCCUCCCAGCCUCCCAGUCUCCAAAACUCCUAGCUUCCCAGAAUGCAGCCUCCCAAGCUCCCCGCCUCCUAGCCUCCAGCCUCCCCUCUCCCACCUCCCAGACGCCCAGACUCCAACUCCCACCCUCCUAAGCCUCCCAGCCUCCCAGCCUCCUGCCUCCAAAUGCAGCCUCCCAGCCUCCCAGCUCCUGCCUCCCAGCCCCGCCCCCCAGCCUCCUAGCUUCCUAGCCUCCCACCCUCUGAGCCUCCCAGCCUCCCAGCCUCCCAGCCUCCUGCCUCCCAGCCUCCCAGCCUCCCAGCCUCCCAGCCUCCCACCCUAGCCUCCCAGCCUCCCAGCUCCCAGCCUCCCUGCUCCACUCCCAGCUCCUACUCCAGCCUCCCACCCCUGAGCCUCCCAGCCUCCCAGCCCCCCAGCCUCCCAGCCCCCUCCCUCCCAGCCUCCCAGCCUCCCAGCCUCCCAGCCUCCUCUCUAGCCUCCCAGCUUCCCCUGAGCCUCCCAGCCCCUCCCAGCCUCCCAGCUCCCCUGCCUCCCCCUCCCAGCCUCCCACCUCCCACCUCCCACCCUCUAGCCUCCCAGCCUCCCAGCCUCCAGCCUCCCAGCCUCCCACCUCCCACCCUCCCAGCCCAGCCUCCCACCCUCCCAGUACCUCCCAGCCUCCCAGACUCCCAGUCUCACAGCCUCCCAGCCUCCCAGCCUCCCAGCCUCCCACCCUCUGAGCCUCCCAGCUUCCCAGACUGACAGCCUCCCAGCCUCCCUGCCUCCCAGCCUCCCAGACUCCCCCCUCCUAGGCCUCCCCGCCUCCAGCCUCCCAGCCUCGCCACCCUCCCACCCUCCCACCCUCAUAGCCUCCCAGCUUCUAGCUUCCCAGCCUCUAGCCUCCCAGCCUCCCACCCUCCACCCUCCUAGCCUCCCAGCCUCCAGCUCCCACCUCCCACCUCCCAGCCCCCCCCAGCCUCCAGCCUCCCACCCUCCCACCCUCCCCAGCCCUCCCAGCCUCCUAGCCUCCCAGUCUCCUAGCCUCCCAGUCUCCUAG
Molecule: messenger RNA, 1327 nt
Organism: Coregonus sp. 'balchen'
Lineage: Eukaryota; Metazoa; Chordata; Actinopteri; Salmoniformes; Salmonidae
Source: the annotation of a GenBank genome assembly